Zingiber officinale is the source of this 2551-nucleotide messenger RNA. Its product is annotated as transcription initiation factor TFIID subunit 5-like. Gene Ontology annotation, molecular function: protein binding. Gene Ontology annotation, cellular component: preribosome, large subunit precursor; nucleolus. The transcript is spliced from 14 exons. The record is from RefSeq and is a predicted model, not a curated record. Lineage: Eukaryota; Viridiplantae; Streptophyta; Magnoliopsida; Zingiberales; Zingiberaceae. The coding region runs from base 787 to 2232 and encodes 481 amino acids. Gene Ontology annotation, biological process: ribosomal large subunit biogenesis.
UCCUCGUCCCGAUCCUACUCGCCCGAUCAAUCAUCAUGCAACCCUAGUAGUUUCGAUUUGGCAGCUCUCGCAAAGGUUUAGUUUUUUCGCUCACUCGAUGUUGUACUUCUUCUUGCAGUUCGAGUUUCCGUUUCUGCGGAAUUGCCCGCCCUCUUCGCACUGAGGAGGGAUUUGGGCGUCUUAUUGAACUUCCUCUUGGUGAGUUAUCCUUGCCGCGGUUGUGGUUGCGGGUUGAGGUUCUUGCCUCAGCAUGAAUUCGGGGGAAGAUUUGGGUACUGGCCUGCGGGGAAAGAAGGAAAAUGAAAACGCAGAAAAAGUGCCUCCUUUAGGCGAAAUCGAAGUGAAAUACAAUGGAGUAUUGGACCUUGAGGAAGUUUCUCAUGUUGGUUGUUCAGGUGGUGGAGAUCUAGGUCCGAAGGAGAGGAAUGUUUGUUCAGCUGAAGCGCUGGUGGAUGUGAAGGAAAAUGGCAAUGCCGUAGCGAGAGAACUUUCGGCCGAAUCACCCUCUAAUCUGAUGGGAUGUCCUUCUGUUGAAGAAGACCCUGUACCGGGGUCAAAGUCGCACCUUCUAAGGACUAUGGUCUGAGGACAUGGAGGAGAAUUAGGAGGGAUUUGAGCAAUGAUGUGGCCAGCACCGCUGAUUCUGCUCAGGUAAGGUAAGGUCUCGCCUCUUCCUCUCCCUCCUCUCUCCACCAAUCCAGUGUCGAACUGUGUCUUGGUGCCGAUCCUCCAGAACGGUAAAAACUGCCCACAGGUAAAUAAAGAAGAUCCUAAGACAUUCAAAAGAUGCCUCGAACAAGUGCAGUUGAGUGCCCUGGAUGUCCACCUCUGAGAGCCUUGACCACUGAUGCACUUGGCCUCAUAAAAGUUGUUGAAGUUCAUGGUAAUCCUGGAAUUCUAAAGGUUGUAGAAAGAUGGGGGCAGCCAGAUGCUUCUUCUGGUGUUCUUGCAGCUUCUUAUGCUGAUGACAAAAUUGAACCGCUUCUUGCUGUUGCUCGCAAAAAUGGUUUCGUUGAGAUUCUAAAUUCUCUAAAUGGAGAGAGUUUAUGCAACACUCACACCAAACAAUUUGGAUUAUCAGAUACCUCUCGUCAAGAUGAUCACGUUGUCGGCUUGCAUCUCCUUAAAACCAAAGGAAUAAAUUUGUUUUCUAGGGUUGCUACACUACUUCUUUGUACGGAAAAUGGAAAUGCUUGCUUGAAAUCUAUUCCCAUGAGUGGUGCGCUGCAUGAUUCUGAUAUUGGUUCUCAAAUGUCAUUCAAUGUAUGCUCUGCCGGUAAAAUAUUAUGCAGUUCAUUGGCUAAAAGUGAGAAUUUUGCCUUGUUUGGAGGGAAGGGCGUUGAAGUGAAUACAUGGGAUCUUGGAAACUGCACCCGUAUCUGGACUGCAAAAUCUCCUCGUCCUAAUAGCCUUGGUUUAUCCCCUCCUCCUUGGUUUACUGCUGCUGCUUUUUUAAGUGAAGAAGAUCAUCGAAAGAUUGCAGCUGGCACGAACAAUCAUCAGGUUCGUCUUUAUGAUACCUCAGCGCAAAGGCGGCCUGUUAUGUCUGUUGACUAUAGGGAAACUCCAAUCAAGGCAGUCUGUCCGGACCUACAUGGCUAUAAAGUUUAUGUCGGCAAUGCUUCUGGAGACCUUGGUUCCUUUGACAUAAGAACAGGAAAAUUGCUUGGAGGUUUUACUGGCAAGUGCUCUGGAAGCAUCAGAUCUAUAAGAAAACAUCCAGAACUUUCGGUAAUAGCAUCUUGUGGUUUAGACUGCUAUAUGCGUGUUUGGGAUACAAAUACAAGGCAGCUUUUAUCUACGGCCUUCCUCAAGCAACAUCUCACAAAUGUGAUAUUUGAUUCACAUUUUUCAUAUGAAGGUCCAGGCGGUAAUCGACAUGACCAACCAAGUGCGAUACAGGUACACGAUGAUGAUAGUGCCGGUAAUGAUGAGUCUGUAGAGGAUGAGGUACUGCCCAGCUCUCGCAGCAGCGAAGCAUCAAAAAUGAGCAAACGAAGCAAAACCAAGAAACUAGACCAAGAGGAGUUGCCCACCUCUGGCAACGGUCAAGUGUACGAAACCACGGGGAUGAAUGAAAUCAAGAAAAGGAGAAGUAAGAUUGCAAGACAACAAGAUGGAGACGAUGGAGCAGGUGAUACCGCCACUCAAUCUGAGGUUGAAGAUGGUGAGAAAUCUUCAGAAAAGCAUGGCAAAAGGCUAAAGCCAAAAAAGAGGAAGGUUUCAGCAUGAAGGCGAAGUUAAUGUGGCAACAUUUGCUGAUAACGAAUUCUUCGAACAUGAUAGUGCCCUGCUCAAACCACCGAUCGAUGCUCCAGUUGAACACGAUCAACCAUAGUGUCGUCCAGGCAUGUUAGUUUCAUUUUUCUUGCAACUUUCGGAGUGAUUUCGUCUUUUGAGAGGUCUUAUAAAUGUUCUACCAUUAAAAAUCAAACAGAUCUUGUUAGAGGCUUACCUCUAUGGAUAUGGUUGUCCUUUACACAAACUUGAGUUUAAGAUGUUGUUCCAUUAUGAUUAUGAUUAUUGUUAUUGUUAACAGUUUAUAACUAAA